UGGGUUCAGUAUUCGACGAAAUCUUGGCCACUGCAGACGUACAUAUGUUGGAGCUCCCAUCCCACGCUUCCUCUCUCGCUGUCGGUUCUCCUUCGCUUCGCUUUGUAUCGUGUGUGUGCUGUGCUGUGCUGUGCCGUACUGUGCUUUCGGUUCUAUGCAAAUUCGACGAGCCCACACCCGCCAGCAAACAUUAUAAACGAGAAUUCGACUGAAAACGGUACAAACUUUAAAGACUGUUUGGAAGACAUCAAAUAAAGUGUUGGAAUGUCCGAGUGAAUCACAGCCAGCCCAGAUAAUCAUCGUUCACAGAAUUGGUUUGUUUCAUUUCGCAGUGCAACCGAGGAACACCACGGAUGAGUUCCGCCGAUGAGCAAACAUUGAAAUGAGGAACAAAAUUUCCAACCGAGUCUCUGUCUCUGCCCCUGCCAUGUGGCUUGUGAUAAAACGAAUAUAAUGCAAAAAAAAAAUUAAAGUCGAUCCCCCACAAGCUAAUCCUCCUCCACACAGUGUCUGUUAUAUAUAAAGUUUUCUUAAUUAAUUUAACAAUACAAUCGCGCUGUAGCCGAACAAAUUUCGUGUAUAACAAUAGAAACAAAAAUAUAAAUAUAAAAGUAUAUACAUAUAAUAAAUAAAAAUAGCUGGCAAUCAAUAUGAGUGUUCCAAGCGUGCCCCAUCAGAGGGCAGCAAACAAAACUCCAAAUCAAAAUGCGAAACAAAUCCAAGCCCGACACCGACUCUGGCUUCGAUGGCCCAGGGCAACGUACGGAGGAGCCCCUUGCUGGGCGCUGCUAUUGUUGCUGAUUUGUCUCGGUCUGAAUCUGGGCCUCGUGCAUUGUUAUGAGAAAAUGUACAGUCAGACGGAAAAGCAGCGGUACGAUGGCUGGUACAAUAAUCUAGCCCAUCCCGACUGGGGAUCGGUGGAUAGUCAUCUAGUACGAAAGGCGCCGCCCUCCUACUCGGACGGGGUGUACGCCAUGGCGGGUGCCAAUCGUCCGUCGACGAGGCGUCUUAGCCGCCUGUUCAUGCGUGGACGUGACGGGUUGGGCUCCAAGUUCAAUCGAACGGCGCUGCUAGCCUUCUUCGGCCAGGUGGUGGCGAACGAGAUUGUGAUGGCCUCGGAGUCGGGCUGCCCGAUCGAAAUGCACCGCAUCGAGAUCGAGAAAUGCGACGAGAUGUACGAUCGCGAGUGUCGGGGCGACAAGUACAUACCCUUCCACAGGGCCGCCUACGAUCGGGAGACGGGACAGAGCCCGAACGCGCCCAGGGAACAGAUAAAUCAAAUGACUGCUUGGAUUGAUGGCAGUUUCAUUUACAGCACCUCCGAGGCGUGGCUCAAUGCCAUGCGCUCCUUCCACAAUGGCACCCUCCUCACCGAGAAGGAUGGCAAGCUGCCGGUGAGGAACACCAUGAGAGUGCCGCUCUUCAACAACCCGGUGCCGAGUGUCAUGAAAAUGCUCAGUCCGGAGAGGCUGUUCCUUCUUGGGGAUCCACGAACCAAUCAGAAUCCCGCUCUGCUCUCGUUUGCCAUCCUCUUCCUCCGCUGGCACAACACCCUGGCACAGCGCAUCAAGCGUCUGCAUACGGACUGGAGCGAUGAGGACAUCUAUCAGCGGGCGAGGCACACGGUCAUCGCCAGUCUUCAGAAUGUGAUUGCCUACGAGUACCUGCCCGCCUUUCUGGGCUCUGCCCUGCCAGCCUACGAGGGGUACAAGCAGGAUAUUCAUCCUGGCAUCGGACACAUCUUCCAGGCCGCUGCCUUUCGCUUUGGCCACACAAUGAUCCCACCCGGCAUCUACAGACGGGAUGGGCAGUGCAACUUCAAGCAGACUCCAAUGGGCUACCCGGCCAUCCGCCUCUGCUCGACGUGGUGGGACUCCAGCGGUUUCCUCAGCGACACCAGCGUAGAGGAGGUGCUCAUGGGACUGGCCUCGCAGAUAUCCGAGCGCGAGGAUCCUGUGCUGUGCUCCGAUGUGCGAGACAAACUGUUUGGCCCCAUGGAGUUUACCCGUCGCGAUCUGGGAGCUCUGAACAUAAUGAGGGGUCGAGACAAUGGCCUGCCGGACUACAACACAGCCAGAGAGUCCUACGGAUUGAAGAGGCACAAGACCUGGACGGACAUCAAUCCUCAGUUAUUUGAGGCGCAACCGGAGCUGUUGGACAUGCUCAAGGAGGCCUACAGCAAUAAGCUGGACGAUGUCGAUGUCUAUGUGGGUGGCAUGCUGGAGUCGUACGGGCAGCCGGGCGAGUUCUUCGCCGCAGUGAUCAAGGAGCAGUUCCUGCGGCUGCGUGAUGCCGAUCGCUUUUGGUUCGAGAACGAGCGAAACGGGGUCUUUACACCGGAGGAGAUUAAGGAGCUGCGGAAGAUCACCCUGUGGGACAUUAUAGUGAACAGCACGGACAUAGCUGUGGACGAAAUCCAGCGCGAUGUGUUCAUGUGGCACACGGGAGAUCCCUGCCCGCAACCCAUGCAGCUAAAUGCCACCGAGCUGGAGCCCUGCACCUAUCUGGAGGGCUACGACUACUUCUCCGGCUCCGAGCUGAUGUUCAUCUACGUGUGCGUGUUCCUCGGAUUCGUGCCCAUCCUGUGCGCCGGUGCCGGCUACUGCGUGGUCAAGCUGCAGAACAGCAAGCGGCGCAAGCUGAAGAUACGCCAGGAGGCGCUGAGGGCGCCCCAGCAUAAGGGUUCCGUGGAUAAGAUGCUGGCCAGGGAGUGGCUGCACGCCAAUCACAAACGGCUGGUCACCGUCAAGUUCGGCCCGGAGGCUGCCAUCUAUACGGUGGACAGGAAGGGGGAGAAGUUGCGCACAUUCAGCCUGAAGCACGUGGAUGUGGUCAGCGUGGAGGAAUCAGCCACGAACCACAUCAAGAAGAAGCCCUACAUCCUGCUGCGUGUGCCCAGUGACCACGACCUGGUGCUGGAGCUGGAGUCCUACGGCGCCCGGCGAAAGUUCGUGAAGAAGCUCGAGGACUUCCUGCUGCUCCACAAAAAGGAGUUGACCCUGAUGGAGGUUAACCGUGACAUAAUGCUGGCCCGCGCCGAGACCCGGGAGCGCCGACAGAAGCGCCUUGAGUACUUCUUCCGCGAGGCGUAUGCCCUGACCUUUGGCCUGCGGCCGGGCGAGCGACGGCGGAGGUCGGACGCCUCCAGCGAUGGCGAGGUGAUGACCGUAAUGAGGACCAGUUUGUCCAAGGCCGAGUUUGCCGCCGCCCUGGGCAUGAAGCCCAACGACAUGUUUGUCCGCAAGAUGUUCAACAUUGUGGACAAGGACCAGGACGGGCGGAUCAGCUUCCAGGAGUUCCUCGAGACAGUGGUGCUCUUCUCGCGCGGCAAGACCGACGACAAGCUGCGCAUCAUUUUCGAUAUGUGCGACAACGACCGCAAUGGUGUCAUCGACAAGGGCGAGCUGAGCGAGAUGAUGCGCUCCCUGGUGGAGAUUGCGAGAACCACCAGUCUGGGCGACGAUCAGGUCACCGAGCUCAUCGAUGGCAUGUUCCAGGACGUGGGCCUGGAGCACAAGAACCACCUCACCUACCAGGACUUUAAGCUGAUGAUGAAGGAGUACAAGGGUGACUUUGUGGCCAUCGGACUGGACUGCAAGGGGGCCAAGCAGAACUUUCUGGACACGUCCACGAACGUGGCUCGCAUGACCUCGUUCAACAUCGAGCCGAUGCAGGACAAGCCCCGCCACUGGGUGCUGGCCAAGUGGGAUGCGUACAUCACGUUCCUCGAGGAGAACCGCCAGAACAUCUUCUACUUGUUCCUGUUCUACGUGGUCACCAUUGUGCUGUUUGUGGAGCGCUUCAUCCACUAUUCAUUCAUGGCCGAGCACACGGACCUGAGGCACAUCAUGGGCGUGGGCAUCGCCAUCACGAGGGGAUCGGCGGCCUCGCUGUCUUUCUGCUACUCCCUGCUGCUGCUGACCAUGUCCAGGAACCUGAUCACCAAGCUGAAGGAGUUCCCCAUACAGCAGUACAUUCCGCUGGACUCGCACAUACAGUUCCACAAGAUAGCCGCAUGCACGGCCCUGUUCUUCUCCGUGCUGCACACGGUGGGGCACAUUGUGAACUUCUACCACGUGUCCACGCAGUCGCACGAUAACCUGCGCUGCCUGACGCGGGAGGUGCACUUUGCCUCGGACUACAAACCGGAUAUCACCUUUUGGCUCUUCCAGACGGUGACAGGAACCACCGGAGUGAUGCUGUUCAUCAUUAUGUGCAUUAUCUUUGUGUUUGCCCACCCCACGAUUCGGAAGAAGGCCUACAACUUCUUCUGGAACAUGCACACGCUGUACAUUGGACUGUAUCUGCUUAGUCUGGUCCAUGGCUUGGCUCGUCUGACGGGACCACCCCGCUUCUGGAUGUUCUUCCUGGGCCCGGGCAUCGUGUACACCCUCGACAAGAUUGUCUCGCUGCGCACCAAGUACAUGGCGCUGGAUGUGAUAGACACGGAUCUGCUGCCAUCGGAUGUGAUCAAAAUAAAGUUCUAUCGGCCGCCCAACCUGAAGUACUUGUCCGGGCAGUGGGUGCGCCUCUCCUGCACUGCGUUCCGUCCUCAGGAAAUGCACAGCUUUACGCUGACAUCGGCCCCGCACGAGAACUGUCUCAGCUGCCACAUCAAGGCCCAGGGCCCGUGGACGUGGAAGCUGCGCAACUACUUCGAUCCCUGCAACUACAAUCCCGAGGACCAGCCCAAGAUACGCAUCGAGGGACCCUUUGGGGGCGGCAACCAGGACUGGUACAAGUUCGAGGUGGCUGUCAUGGUGGGCGGUGGCAUUGGAGUCACUCCUUAUGCCUCGAUCCUGAACGAUCUGGUGUUUGGUACGAGCACCAACCGAUAUUCGGGCGUGGCCUGCAAGAAGGUAUACUUCCUGUGGAUCUGCCCCUCGCACAAGCACUUCGAGUGGUUCAUCGAUGUGCUGCGCGAUGUGGAAAAGAAGGAUGUGACCAAUGUCCUCGAGAUACAUAUAUUUAUCACCCAGUUCUUCCACAAAUUCGAUUUGAGAACAACAAUGCUGUACAUCUGUGAGAACCACUUCCAGCGACUGUCCAAAACGUCCAUAUUCACGGGUCUCAAGGCGGUCAAUCACUUCGGUCGGCCGGACAUGUCCAGCUUCCUGAAGUUUGUCCAAAAGAAGCAUUCUUAUGUUUCCAAAAUUGGAGUGUUCUCUUGCGGCCCUAGACCGCUGACGAAGAGCGUUAUGUCUGCCUGUGAUGAGGUGAACAAGACCCGAAAGUUGCCCUAUUUCAUUCACCAUUUCGAGAACUUUGGUUGAGCCAGCAUCAGCAUCAGCUACAGUGAUCCAUCUAUCCAUUCACCAACCAUACCUGCCCUGCCAGCGCCUCUCUCUAAACGAAAGCUAAUUCUAUUCUUAAGGUUCAUUCAUUAAUUUAGGCGAAUUUAGUACUGUACGUGCUCGCUAUUUGUUAAUCAUAGUUUACUUUGUAAAACCAUAAUUUAGUCAAGAUUUUUGUAGUGCAGUUCAUUAUGACUGCAGCAACCACAGCAGCAGCAGCAGCAGCAGCAACAGCAGAAAAAAUAGCAACAACAAGAACAACGAAGCGGCCUCUACUUAUGCGAUAUGUGUAUGUAUGUAUGUGUAUAGGUGUAUUUAUUGAAAAUAUGAUUUGUUAUCAGUUUUUGUAAA
Drosophila obscura is the source of this 5645-nucleotide messenger RNA. It is a transcript of the gene Duox, whose product is annotated as dual oxidase. Gene Ontology annotation, molecular function: calcium ion binding; heme binding; peroxidase activity. The transcript is spliced from 10 exons. Bases 651 to 5273 code for a protein of 1540 amino acids. The record is from RefSeq and is a predicted model, not a curated record. Gene Ontology annotation, biological process: response to oxidative stress. Lineage: Eukaryota; Metazoa; Arthropoda; Insecta; Diptera; Drosophilidae.